AUGGCGCCGAGCACGAUGACGGAAAUUAGAGACCAAUCGAUUCCACGCGUCCUGCUCGCCGUCAAGGCCUAUCAGCAAGGCCAAUUCGACAGUACCCACAAGGCCACGACGGCAUAUGAUGUCCCUCAGUCGACAGUAUCUGGUCGACUGCGUGAGACUGCCCUCGUACAAUGGGUCCUGCCGAUGGACGAGCGAGGGAUGCCGCUGACACGCGGCCAAGAAACUGUCGGCGAGAAUUGGGUGCGGAAAUGCGAAGAUCCGAAGACGAUCCAAGAAUGGUACGAUCGAGUGGCAAUGGCGAAGCAGAAAUGGGGGAUUCUUGACGAGGAUGUCUACAACUUCGAUGAGACGGGGUUUCAAAUGGGAGUCAUUGCGACGGCAAGACCAGGAAAUCGAGAAUGGGUUACGGUGAUUGAGUCUAUCAAUUGCCAAGGUUGGGCUUUGCCGGCGAUGGUCAUCUUCCAGGGCAAGGUGCACAAAGCAAGCUGGUACAAAGCAGUUUUCGACCCAUACACACGGCGCCGUACGGUUGGAACACGUCGACUUCUCAUUCUCGACGGGCACGGCAGCCAUGUUACGCCGGAAUUUGACAAGUACUGUACGGAUAAUGCCAUUGUGGUACUCCAAAUGCCAGCUCAUUCCUCACAUCUCUUACAGCCUCUGGAUGUCGGGGUCAACCACAUCGAGAAAGAGGACUUCCUGCCUCUAUACGUCGAGGCCCGCCGACAAGCACUCUCCCGUCGAACAUCCGAAGUGGAUUCAUGGCCACAGGCCUUUCCCAUUCAAUCUGACCCGGGUUCUGUCACGGUUACGCGUUCAGGUUGA
Molecule: messenger RNA, 825 nt
Organism: Hirsutella rhossiliensis
Lineage: Eukaryota; Fungi; Ascomycota; Sordariomycetes; Hypocreales; Ophiocordycipitaceae
Product: DDE superfamily endonuclease domain-containing protein
Exons: 7
Coding region: 1-825 (274 amino acids)
Cellular component (GO): nucleus
Molecular function (GO): DNA binding
Source: RefSeq, a predicted model, not a curated record